Molecule: messenger RNA, 660 nt
Organism: Aspergillus tanneri
Lineage: Eukaryota; Fungi; Ascomycota; Eurotiomycetes; Eurotiales; Aspergillaceae
Product: putative cysteine dioxygenase
Exons: 3
Coding region: 1-660 (219 amino acids)
Biological process (GO): L-cysteine catabolic process
Molecular function (GO): cysteine dioxygenase activity; ferrous iron binding
Source: RefSeq, a predicted model, not a curated record
AUGUCGUCCAUUGUCUCGCUACCCAUCACAGUCGCCCAGUCGACUUCGGCACACUACGAUCCUCUACCGAACGUAUACAAUCUCAAAGACCUCAUAAAGGAUAUCAAGUCCCACCUGGGAGACUCCGCUGGGAUCGAUUCCUCCAGUAUCAACGAGGAGUACCUCAUCUCCAUUGUCCGGAAAUACGUAUCCAAUCUAGACGACUGGGUACGGUAUUUCCACAACGACCCUAGCAAGAACUAUACCCGCAAUGCUAUUGAAAAUAUCAACUCCAAGGCAAAUAUCCUCCUCCUUGUUUGGAACCCGGGAAAGGGAUCCCCCGUACACGACCACGCCAAUGCGCAUUGCAUCAUGAAGAUUCUGGCAGGUCAACUAGCGGAAACGGUCUACGAGACCCCCAAAAACGCAGACGGGAAGGCUGGUCCUUUAAAAGUGAAAUCUCACCGGGUACAUCAGAUGAAUGAAGUGGCUUAUAUCUCUGAUGAAAUCGGGUUGCAUCGUGUGCAUAACCCGAAUGCGGAUCAAGUAGCGGUUUCUCUACACUUGUAUACGCCGCCAAAUGCCGCAGACUACGGCUAUUAUAUCUUCGAUGAAGCAACAGGAAAGGCCAGUUUUGUACCGCAGGCACGGUCAUAUUUGAAACCUAAAAAUUCUGCAUAA